CGCUACUGUAGUUGGGAAACAGGAAGUGAUGUCACUGCUUGUGUUUUGGUUAAUGACAGCAGAGGCAGGCCUGGCUAGGGUUGGAACGGGUUCUCGCUGUUACUGAGCGGAUUCAAGGCGCCCUCCGAUGGAACAGUCUUCUCAGUCCUACAUGCUUGCCAACUUAACCCAUCUGCAUUCAGAACAUCUGUUACAGGGCCUGAACCACCUCCGACAGCACCAAGAGCUCUGUGACAUUGUGCUGCAGGUAGGAGAUGUCAAGAUACAUGCCCAUAAAGUGGUGCUUGCAAGCAUCAGCCCUUACUUCAAAGCCAUGUUUACCGGAAACCUUUCUGAGAAAGAGAACUCGCAGGUGGAGUUUCAAUGCGUUGAUGAAGCCGCCCUCCAGGCCAUCAUUGAAUAUGCCUAUACAGGAACAGUCUUCAUCUCCCAAGAGACAGUGGAGUCUCUUCUUCCAGCUGCAAACCUCCUCCAGAUCAAGCUAGUACUGAAGGAAUGCUGUGCAUUCUUGGAAAGCCAGCUUGAUGUGGGCAAUUGCAUUGGCAUUUCCCGUUUUGCUGAGACCUAUGGAUGCCAUGAACUCUAUCUGGCUGCCAAUAAGUUCAUUUGCCAGAAUUUUGAAGAUGUUUGUCAGACAGAAGAAUUUUUUGAGCUGACAAAUUCUGAGUUGCAUGAAAUUGUUUCCAAUGACUGUUUGAAUGUUGUUAAUGAGGAGAAUGUUUUUUAUGCACUAGAAUCAUGGAUCAAGUAUGAUGUGCAGGAAAGGCAGAAAUACCUGUCUCAACUGUUGCACUGUGUCCGACUGCCAUUGCUGAGUGUCAAAUUUCUCACCAGGUUGUAUGAAGCAAAUCACCUUAUACGCGAUGACCACACAUGUAAACACUUACUGAACGAAGCUCUGAAAUACCAUUUUAUGCCUGAACAUAGACUGUCCCAUCAGACGGUGCUAAAGACUCAGCCUCGUUGUGCUCCAAAAGUGCUUUGUGCAGUGGGAGGGAAAGCUGGACUGUUUGCUUGCCUGGAUAGUAUGGAGAUGUAUUUUCCUCAGGAUAACUCUUGGAUAGGACUUGCCCCACUUGGUUCGCCUCGUUAUGAAUUUGCACUUUGUACUCUGGACCAAAAAUUGUAUGUUGUGGGGGGAAUAGCAACUCACAUGCGACAGGGAAUCAACUAUAGAAAACACGAGAAUUCAGUAGAAUGCUGGGAUCCGGUCACAAACACAUGGACAGCACUGGAGAGAAUGACAGAAUGCCGGAGUACUCUUGGAGCAGUUGCUUUGGCCGGCGAACUCUAUGCUUUGGGAGGGUAUGAUGGACAAUCCUGUUUACAGUCAGUUGAAAAGUACAUACCCAAAGCAAAGGAAUGGCAGCCAGUGGCGCCAAUGAUUAAAACAAGGAGUUGUUUUGCUGGCGCUGUAUUGGAUGGCAUGAUAUAUGCUAUUGGUGGUUAUGGUCCCGCUCACAUGAACAGUGUGGAAAGGUACGAUCCAAGUAAAGACUCCUGGGAGAUGGUUGCCCCAAUGUCAGAUAAAAGAAUUCACUUUGGUGUCAGCGUUAUGCUGGGAUUUAUAUUUGUUGUGGGAGGACACAAUGGUGUGUCUCACUUGUCUAGUAUUGAGAGGUUUGAUCCCCAUCAAAACCAGUGGACUGUUUGUAGACCUAUGAAGGAACCCAGAACUGGAGUUGGUGCAGCAGUAAUUGAUAACUACCUCUAUGUCGUUGGAGGUCACUCAGGGUCAUCUUAUUUGAAUACUGUGCAGAAAUAUGAUCCCAUCUCAGACACCUGGCUGGAUGUGGCUGGGUCUUGGAAAAAACAAAGUGGUUCAAAGAGAUUUGGUAAAGCAAAAGCAAGGACCAGAUGCCAAAAGCAAGGACCAGAUGCCAAAAGAUGACAACAAAGAACUUCAGUGAACCAUUAUAACUUUUGUUUUACAGGCACAAUUCACACUUUCUUAAUAAAGAUUUUACUACACGCAUACCCAUCUAGUGUACCCACACUCACACACUCAUACAUGAACUUUUCCCAAUAUUUAAGACCAUUGUAUAAAUGUUUCUAAUGGGGUUUAGCAUAGGAUUUUGUGUUUCUAUGUAUAAUUUUAAAUUCAUUUUUCUAAUGAAUUGUAUAAAGUUAGAUUAGGAAUUGACAGUCCUAGGAAAGUACAGAAGAGCUCAUAUCGCCGAGGGAAUGAUUCCGAAGGGAUGGUGGGAGAAUUUCUCCUGUAAGGUUUUCGCUCCCACUGUGUUCUUCUGUACUAGUGGGUAUAACUAGAAAAUGGGGCAACAUAGGAGAAGAAAAAGUGAGGGAAUGUGGUGCCAUUUUUAUCACAGGGAUAUUGGA
This is a messenger RNA of Bombina bombina (fire-bellied toad), 2337 nucleotides long. It is a transcript of the gene KLHL28, whose product is annotated as kelch like family member 28. Gene Ontology annotation, molecular function: protein binding. Bases 128 to 1891 code for a protein of 587 amino acids. The record is from RefSeq and is a predicted model, not a curated record. The transcript is spliced from 6 exons. Lineage: Eukaryota; Metazoa; Chordata; Amphibia; Anura; Bombinatoridae.